This is a messenger RNA of Eptesicus fuscus (big brown bat), 1978 nucleotides long. RefSeq names its product Y-box binding protein 3 (gene YBX3). Gene Ontology annotation, molecular function: nucleic acid binding. The record is from RefSeq and is a predicted model, not a curated record. NCBI's taxonomy places the organism in Eukaryota, Metazoa, Chordata, Mammalia, Chiroptera, Vespertilionidae. Gene Ontology annotation, biological process: regulation of gene expression. Gene Ontology annotation, cellular component: nucleus. The transcript has 10 exons. The coding region runs from base 246 to 1370 and encodes 374 amino acids.
UUGUGCGGGGCCAUUUUUGGGGCAGUAAGAUCGAGCGAGGAGCCCAAGAGCGAGCGCGCAGCGCCCGAGAGCUCGAGCCGCCUCCGCCGCGCGAGACCCCAGCCCGGCCGCCGCCGCCGCCGCCGCCUGCGCCGCGAGAUCCGCACCGGCCUCCCCGAGAGCGAGCCCGGCCGCCGCGACCACCAGCCGCGCUAACCGCCGACCAACCGCCACCGAGGUGCCCGAGUGAGAGCCAAGGAGGCGGCAUGAGCGAGGCGGGCGAGGCCACCACCACCACCACCACCACCACCACCACCACCGCCCUCCCGCAGGCUCCGGCGGAGGCGGCCGCCGCGGUCCCCCAAGACCCCGCGCCCAAGAGCCCGGUGGGCGGCGGCGCGCCCCAGGCCGCGGCCACGGCGCCCGCGGUGCUCGUCGCGGGAAACCCGGGUGGCGACGCGACCCCCGCACCCACGGGCCCCGCGGCCCCCGCCUCUUCAGCCCCCACCGGCAACGAGGACGCGGAGAAAAAAGUUCUCGCCACCAAAGUCCUUGGCACUGUCAAAUGGUUCAACGUCAGAAAUGGAUAUGGGUUUAUAAAUCGAAAUGACACCAAAGAAGAUGUAUUUGUGCAUCAGACUGCCAUCAAGAAGAAUAACCCACGAAAAUACCUGCGCAGUGUAGGAGAUGGAGAAACUGUAGAGUUUGAUGUGGUCGAAGGAGAGAAGGGUGCCGAAGCAGCCAAUGUGACUGGCCCAGAUGGAGUUCCUGUAGAAGGGAGCCGUUAUGCUGCUGAUCGGCGCCGUUACAGACGCGGUUACUAUGGCAGACGCCGUGGACCUCCCCGUAAUUACGCUGGGGAGGAGGAGGAGGAAGGGAGCGGCAGCAGUGAAGGAUUUGACCCCCCUGCCACUGACGGGCAGUUCUCUGGGGCCAGGAGUCAGCUGCGCCGCCCCCAGUAUCGCCCUCAGUACCGGCGGCGGUUCCCGCCUUACCACGUGGGACAGACCUUUGACCGUCGCUCACGGGUCUAUCCCCAUCCCAACAGAAUGCAGGCUGGUGAGAUUGGAGAGAUCAAGGAUGGCGUCCCAGAGGGAGCUCAACUUCAGGGACCGGUUCAUCGAAAUCCAACUUACCGUCCAAGGUACCGUAGAGGACCUCCUCGCCCACGACCUGCCCCCGCUGUGGGAGAAGCUGAAGAUAAAGAGAAUCAACAGGCGGCCAACGGUCCAAACCAGCCAUCCGUUCGCCGCGGAUACCGGCGCCCGUACAACUACCGGCGCCGUCCCCGUCCUCCUAACGCUCCUUCACAAGACGGCAAAGAGACCAAGGCAGGUGACGUGCCAUCCGAGAACCCUGCUCCGGCCACCGAGCAGAGCAGUGCUGAGUAACAUCAGGCUCCCCAGGCACCUUCCCCAUCACUAGGUGACCUAAAGAAUUAAUGACCAUUCAAAAAACGAAACAAAAAGCAGACACGACCUUACCAACACCAAAGAAACAUCCAAGCAAUAAAGUGGAAGACUAAUAACCAAGAUGUGGACAUUGGAAUGUUUACGAUUAUUCUUUACGAAACAAGUACAAAACGAGAAUGUCAGCCAAUGUUUCCAGCAAUUUUUCUGGAAUGCCUGCACAGAAGACAAGAGAGCAACCUCCCCAGUUUCGGCAACCACUAGGUUUAUAUUUUUUUCCUGGUUUUUACUGUUUUGGUAAUAUGAAUUGAAAGAAGAAAUAUUAAUACCACAUGGGGAGAACCCCAACCAAAGAAAUCUGAAAUAUAUAGUAAAUGCUUUUUUGUUCCCUUUUCUAGUUCAUUUUGGAUGCUGGUGCUAAACUUCCAAGUGUCGUGAUUUAAAAAGAAAUUUUAUGCUCUUCUUAUUUAUUUCUAGAUGAGGGGAGGAUAACAUUUUUGCUUUCUUAUGCGACUCUCUGAAAAUGUGCAGCAUGAAGUUCCUCAAAAAAUAAAAUUUUUACCCUUGAAAGGAGAAGGUGUAUAACUGGA